ACGUCGUAGUGCGCAUGCGCAGUGAGUUUGUGGCGGUGCGCUGAGGUGGACUUCCUCCGGUUUGGUCUGACAGAGAAGCAGCAGGACAACACUCUAGCCUCCCGACAACCCCUCAGACUCCAAUAUGAUUCGGAUAGCAGCUUUCCUCGCUCUGCUGGUGGUCGCCUGCUCGGGAGAGAGCUGCACGGACCCCGUCAUCUCCCCGUCGGCCUACACCACCUCGGACGCCGUCAUCUCCUCCGAGUCCGUAUUCAUCGUUGAACUCAGUCUGGCCUGUGCCAACGGAGCUCAGAGCGUGACUCUGUACGCGGAUGUCAAUGGAAGACAGUUCCCAGUGACCAGAGGCCAGGAUGUUGGAAAGUAUCAGGUUUCGUGGAGUCUUCCUCACAAACAGGCCAGCUCUGGAACGUAUCAGGUGAAGUUCUUCGACGAGGAGUCCUACAGCGCCCUGCGCAAGGCCCAGAGAAACAACGAGGACAUAAACGCUAUUCAGCCUCUCUUCUCCGUCAACAUCGACCACAGGGGUGCGUGGAGUGGUCCUUGGGUAUCGACGGAGGUGGUGGCUGCGCUCAUCGGCAUCCUGGUCUACUACUUGGCUUUCAGCGCCAAAAGCACCAUCCAAGCAUAAAGACAGAAACCACUUUUUAGCCACUGGAUCGCUGGAGAGGACUGAGCUGGUGGAGCUGGACCAGCGAUCUGUUAAUCAGCGCUGCGACGGGAGGACUCCACUCUGUCGCUCCCGCCGCACUGGGCCAAGGAGGAAAAGGAGCAGUCAUUGUGUUUUUUUUAUUCAGACUGUGUCUGUGUGCGAUCAGUCUUAAUUUACAGUUUUGUCUACGGAUGAAUGGGAUUUUUUUUUCUUUCUUUCUUUGGAGAAAUGUCCAGACCAAUAAGCCUGGAUAGAAUUAACAUUGAACAUAAGCCUUUUUGAUCUGGAACAAAUGAAACGGCUGCCAGUGUGGACAGUCGGGCUGGUGCAGACCCUCUGAACACCAAUAAAGGGAAGGUCUGGCCUUUCAAACAUAUACAACAUGUGGAAGAUGUUCCUGCUCGGAGCAGACCGACUGGUGAUGUCUCUUCCAGGAAAAUGAAUAAACGGCUUGUUUUCA
Salarias fasciatus (jewelled blenny) is the source of this 1109-nucleotide messenger RNA. RefSeq names its product signal sequence receptor, delta (gene ssr4). The record is from RefSeq and is a predicted model, not a curated record. Bases 125 to 628 code for a protein of 167 amino acids. Lineage: Eukaryota; Metazoa; Chordata; Actinopteri; Blenniiformes; Blenniidae. The transcript has 6 exons. Gene Ontology annotation, cellular component: endoplasmic reticulum; endomembrane system; membrane.